Messenger RNA from Felis catus (domestic cat), 6159 nucleotides. RefSeq names its product translational activator of cytochrome c oxidase I (gene TACO1). The transcript is spliced from 5 exons. Bases 1477 to 2313 code for a protein of 278 amino acids. The record is from RefSeq and is a predicted model, not a curated record. Gene Ontology annotation, cellular component: mitochondrion. NCBI's taxonomy places the organism in Eukaryota, Metazoa, Chordata, Mammalia, Carnivora, Felidae.
GCUAUAGUCAAAAAGAGAUAAGUGUUGGCAAGAAUGUACAGAAAAGUGGAAACCUCAUAUGUUGCUGUUGGGAAUGUAAAAUAAUGCAACUGUUUUAGAAAACUGUGGCAGUUCCUCAAAAGGUUAAAUGGAGUUACUAUACAAUCCACCAGUUCCACUCCUUGUUAUAUACCCAAGAGAAACAAAAACAUGUCUGUACAAAAACUUGAACAUAAAUGUUCAUGACAAUAUUAUUCAUAAUAGUCAAAAGGUGGAAACAACCCAAAUGUCCAUCAACUGAUGAAUGGGUAAAUAAAAUUGGUAUAUCCAUACAAUGGAAUAUUUUUUGGCAAUUAAAAGGAAUGAAAUACUGACAUAUGCUACAUGGAUGAACCCUAAAAACACUAUAUGCUAAGUGAAAGAAGGCAGUCACAGAGGACCACAUAUUGUAUGAUUCUGUUCACAUGAGAUGUUCAGAAUAGGCAAACCCAUAGAGGCAGAAGUAAAUUGGUGGUUUCCUAGGACUGAGGGAAUUGGGGGGAAAUGGGCAAUGACUAAUGGGUAAAAGGUUUCUUUCUGGGGUGACUAAAAUGUAAAAUUGAUUGUUAUGAUGGCAACACAAAUCUGUGAAUACAUACACUAAAAGCCAUUAUACACUUUAAAUUGGUGACUUGUAUGACAUGUAAAUCAUGUCAAUAAAGCUGUUUAAAACAAAACAAAACAAAAAACCCGAAGAACUGUGCCAGACACAAGGGUACCAACCUGCUCUCAAAGAAUUUAAUACUGUGGCAGAGCCAUAAACAUGUUUAUAUUAAAAAGUCAUGUGCUAAGGUACAGACGUGUAUGAAGAGUUAUGUGAGCACAAAGUAGGGCAUCUGAACCCGACUGGAGAAUCUGGAGAUGUUUCCAUUUGGUGGAAAAUGAUGCCUGAGCUGAAUCUUGAAGGAAAACAAAAGUUAGCCAGGUGAAGUCAAGUGGAACAAAGACCAGCAAAGACAGGUUUGUGUUGAACAAAGGAACUGGGAGAAGUACUAGGAGUAAUCUGAUGUUUCUAAUACGGCAAAGUACGAGGAGAGUGCCGAGCCCAUCGCAAAGAAGCUUGGAUAAUAACAAUAAUAAAUUCCUAAGUGAACUAUUAGUUACAGCUUAAAAAAAAAGGUCGCCCCGCUUUGCCCCAGCUCUGCACAGGUACGACAAACAAGCGAGUACCGCGAGGCGGAACGGAUUUUGCGGGCGAUGGGGGCACGUUUCCGGAACGGACCGGGGAAAGGAAGUGUGUUACUUUAUCGAGGGCACCCACUCCCGGCUUCCGCGGGGAUGGUGCAGGGUGCUUCGUGUCACUGCUUCCCCGGCCUGGCCUGAGCACUUGGGUCUCCGGUGAAGGGCGGAGGUAGCCGCAAGCUCGGGACCUGCUUGUUUCUCUGGCGGACACCACGGGCUGACCGUGGUCGCUGCUCUUUGGCUGCUCUUGCUGACCUUGGCCCAGGGUCGGAGCCGAUGGCGUCUUGGGCCGCUGUCAGCCUAGGCAGAGUUCCUGCCCGGUGCUUGUGGGCGCAAGGCCCCGGUGUCCGGGCGGCUCUUCCGUCCACCCUCGCGGCCUCCCAACCUGAGCCCACGGGCUGCAACCCCGCUCCGGGCAGGACGCUGCACCUCAGCGCGGCGGUCCCCGCAGGGCACAACAAGUGGUCCAAAGUCCGGCAUAUCAAGGGUCCCAAGGACGCCGAAAGGAGUCGCAUCUUCUCCAAGCUCUGUUUGAGCAUCCGCCUGGCGGUUAAAGAAGGAGGCCCCAACCCUGAACUCAACAGCAGUCUGGCCAACAUCUUAGAGAAAACCAAGGAUGUUUAUUUGCUGUAUGAGGGCCGAGGCCCUGGUGGCUCUUCCCUGCUCAUUGAGGCAUUAUCCAACAGUGGCUCCAAGUGCCAUUCAGACAUCAGACAUAUCCUGAACAAGAACGGGGGAAUGAUGGCUGAUGGAGCUCGCCACUCCUUUGACAAAAAGGGGGUGAUCGUGGUUGGAGUGGAGGACCGAGAGAAGAAAGCCGUGAACCUAGAGCGUGCCCUGGAGAUGGCAAUUGAAGCAGGAGCUGAAGAUGUCAAGGAAACUGAAGACGAAGAGGAAAAGAACAUUUUUAAAUUUAUUUGUGAUGCCUCUUCACUGCAUCAAGUGAGGAAGAAGCUGGACUCGCUGGGCUUGUGUUCUGUGUCCUGUUCGCUAGAAUUCAUCCCCAACACAAAGGUGCGGCUCGCUGACCCCGACCUGGAGCAGGCUGCCCUUCUCAUCCAGGCUCUUGGCAACCACGAGGAUGUGAUCCAGGUCUAUGACAACAUUGAGUAACCAGGCUGUAUGUGCCCAUGAGGUCCUUCCUAGGCAACUGGCAGCCCUUUCUGGAGCACAGGCUUUUGCAGCGUACUCUGAGACUGAAGCAGAUUGGAGACCUAGCAGCUUAGGAGACACAAAACCAAGACCUGCAGCCCUUUGAGGCCAAGGGAAUCACUACAUCUCUGUGGGGCCUCUUUGUCAGUUCUGCUGAUGUCUCAUAGCCCUCCUGGAUGCAGGGUGGAAACAGCCAGCUAAUCAGACUCUGAUCUCAGGGAAGGAUAGGUGCCCUGAGGACCCAUGUACUAUAAACUACUUUUUUUUUUUUUAAGAGAGAGAGGGAGAAUGCCUGAGCAAGGUAGAGGGGCAGAGGGAGAGAGAAUCUCAAGCAGGCUCCACUCUCAGCAUGGAGCCUGACACAGGGCUCAGUCCCACAAAUGACCUGAGCCGAAAUCAAGAGCCAGAUAAUCAACUGAGCCACCCAGGCACCUCGGAAGCUACUCUUAAAUAAGGUGAUUGAAAAAAAUAAUAAUAAUAAUAAGGUGAUUGAUGUGGGUUGCUGCACUGCUAUUGUGUGGGUUUUUGUCCAGCUGUUGGAACCCUCUUGACUUCCUUUGACAUCUAUGGGUUUAGUUCCACUACUCCAGAACUUUUUUUUUUUUAAUUGACCAAAGAAAUGUAGCUCUCUUUGGGUACUACUUUGUGCUCUAAUGCUGGUUUAAUGGCCUAAACCUGUCACUGAUCAUGCAAAUAGUAUUUGUCAAACACCUGUGUACCAAGACCUGUACUUACCAGGAGUACAGGCUAUUUAUUUGGUGCCCUGAGUUAGAUCCUGCCCUAAGGCAUAAGACCUCAGAGGUCAGACACAGGACUUCUGUCUGCUGGAGCUAUCCUAGGGCAGUGUGAGCUGCUGUGCCUGCAUCCUUGUUCUCUUCAGGUGGCCUCUGUGCCCUGCUUCUGCCAGAGAGCUUAAGGUUCUAACCCAGUAGGAAACCCAAGUGCCAAUAAUAAGGGACUCCCAGGCCCUGCUUUGCCCAGCCUUCCAUGUGUUCUGAGAUUGGUCAGAGUGGACCUGUGAGCAGAUUGGACUGCUCUCAGGAAAGGCUGUGCCAUGCUGGUUUUGAAACUUGCUUGAUCCCCAGAACACCCACCCUGUCUCCUUUUCAUCCCUGCUGCUAAAUGAUGGGGCACUGGGAACUGGAGAGGAAAUGAGAAUAGAAGGAAGGGUGAAGGACUGAGUCAGAGCCUGACAGCUGGGGAAUAGGACCCUGUGUACAUUAUGCUCUUCAGAGUCACUUUUGGGUUUAGAGAGACCAAGAGUGCCAAUCACCUGUGCUGGAGCCCGUCAAGCAUGUCAAGCCUGGAGUAGCUUUUUGAUCCCUAUUAUUCACCUACUCAAGUUUUUUAAGCCAGUUCUGAACUCAGUAAUUUUCCUGAAGGAGCCUCAGGUAAAUGAGGAAAAGAAGAAAAACCAAUUUGGCUAUAAAUAAUAACUUCCUCCUUCUAGGAAAAGAUCCCUAAUUCCAUCAUGACUUCAGCAGUUGGAAAGCAAAGGCAAGGGGGAGGAAAACCAAUGAAUAAACCAUGAAAAUGCCAAAGCAUAUGCUCUUAUACCUCAUUUCAUAAUCAUGAUACUACCUGGAAUUUUGUUUGUAUAGGAGAUAACUCAUCCAAAUAUCUGAUGAACACAUCAUUAAAAUAAUGCAACUUAAAGUUGAAGUGCUGCUUUGUAAUUUAUAAGAUGAUUCUUUCAUAUGUUAUUUAUUUGAUUUUCACAGAAAACCUAUAAAAUAAUGAGGCCAAGUAUUUUAUGAACAAAUGGUCUCAUACCAAGCAGGUGAGAAUAGGUCUAAUACUACAUUUUCUAUUGAUAGACCUUGGUUUGUAAAAUAGCUCUGUUUUGUAAACUUUGAAUAUAAUUAUAAUUUGGAGGAAUGUGAUAAUUUCUGAUAUGAGACAUCUGCACCAGGAAAGCCAUCUCUGGAAGGGAACUUGGCUACUCAUGUGAACAUUCCUCUAAUCUAAUAGGUAGGAUUUGUUAAUAAUUUUUGUGUAACCAAUUUUCUUCCAGCAAGGCAUACUAGAUGGCUCUGCACUGACCCCUGGUGGUGCCCCACAGUCUUUCCUGAGGUUAAUAUGGAAGAGGCAGAAAUGAAACCUUAUUUGGACCUGUUCUGCUUCUAAGUCUGCUAGAGCGCUUUAGCUACAUAGGUUAAGUAGUUAAAUAACUAUUUAACUGAAUAGUUAAUUAGAGAGGGUAGGAGUUAUUCUUCUACUAAAACUUAUUUUUCAAAGAAUAUUUUAGGUCAGAAAAUGUUUACAAUAUAAUGUUAAGUGGAAAACAAAGAUGUGAAAAACUGUAUAGUAUGGUCCAAAUUUUAAAAUCUAGUCAUAUCUAUGUAUGAACUUAAAAAAAAAACAGAAGGAAGUGUAUCAAAAUCUCAAAACUGGUUAUCUCUGAAUGGUGAUGUUAUCACUGAGUUUUAUUUUCUAUAAUCAUAUAUUUUACCAGGGGAAACAUUUUUUCAAAAGAAAACUCGUCACAUUAUUGUCCAACUAGGGAGACCACAUGUGAGAGGCCAGGAGUCAGGCAUACCCUAAAGUCAGAAGAAUGAGGUCUGGUCCUGGCUUGCCUUUACCUUGUCUUUGGUCAUUGUCUUAGCAACACAAAAUCAUUCAAUACCUUGCAGCUGGCUUGGGCUCACUUUCAAGUGACCUUUUAGUGGGAUGGGAGUAUUGGUGACCAGUUCUGUACAUAGCCUUGACUCUUAAAAGAAGUGUUCAUGUGCUUUGUAGCUGCCUUCACUCUGCCAGAGGCCCCAGCUGAAUCAAAUAGGAACCAUGAAGGCUUUGCCUCCAGCCAACAAUAGAAAAACCAUGAGUUACUGAGUUAUUUUUUUGUCUUUUUUUUAUUCUCUGAAACUUAUAGUACAACAGUCAGUAUAACUUCACACUGGAAGAAAUCGCAACUUGUAGACUUUUACAAGUCCCCUGGACUCCUCUGGAGACGUUCUGAGGAGGAAAUAAAUGAGCCAGUAGGUCUGACAAAAGAGAAUGUUAUGAUAGAUGCUAUAUUAGUCUUGACUGAAAUGGCUUUCUCUCCUGAUGCUAACCCCGGACACUGAACAGGAUAGUAGUUCCUACUUUUUCCUCUUUUUAUCUUUCUUUUGACUAUGCCAAAAAGGUAACAUUGGGUUUUUUUGAAUGAGUAAGUGAACCUCAAAUGGGGGACUUCCCUACCCCCUUACUUGUAAGAUACAACCAACAUUAACAAUCUACUCUUUAUUAUUCUACUCAUUGGAACUGAUCUUCUGGGGAAUAAAUUUUAACUCUUCCAUUUGCCAGCAACCUUGGACAAGAACUUCACCUCUUUGUACCUGUUUCUUCAUGUAUAAAAUAUGGAUAAUAGUAUCUAUCUCUUAGGGCUAUUUUGAGAAUUAAGUAAGUUAAUAUAUGUUAAGCGCUUAAGACAGUGCUCAAUAAAUGUUGCCCCCCCCCCACUAAAUAUGAAUGAACAUUUUUUUAAACUGAAAUGUGAUUGCCCUCUACAUUUCAGCCUUAUAAACUAUUUUUGUUUUUGUUUUUGUUUUUCACUUCACAAUAUAUCCUGGAUGUUGCAAUCAACAUUACUUACUUUUGCUCAUUUGCAAAGUGUUCCUUUGGAUAAAUUUAUAGAAAUGGAAUUUCAAAAUGGAAAAGCAGUUUUUCUCUAUAAGUUAAUGUCAAUAAUAAAUAAAAUAUCAUGGUUGUAAAAAUCUUCUAUGAGGUAUACAUCAAUCCUUAACAAUGCAGAUAAAGUGUUUGAACUGGUAACCUGAAUAUAUUCUACUUUACCUCUGAAUUAAAAGAAUUUUCAGAAAAUCA